ACUCUAAUAAUUGACAUUCUCUGACAAUCAGCUGACAAUCUAAUGUCGGUCGAUGUUUAGUUUAUUGGUCUCUGGUGGGAAGUUGAUUGCUGGCUUUCGUAAAUACGCGCAUUAUUUUUGUGUAGCAGUGAAAUGGAGUCCUGUCCAUUGGAUUUUGUGGCACAAGCGUGUAUGGAUUUAACCGAGGCAUUAACACCAGUAACAGUCGCAGCAGAACGUGAAGCUCUUAUAAUAAGUCACAUUGAAAAAGUUUGGCCUAUCGUCCAUGUGAUGGAAGAUUUCAAAAAGAAUAUGGAAUGGGUAAAUGUAGAUGAGCCUGUUAGCCUGACGCGCCACUGCAGUGAUAAAGUGGUGGUGUUAGACUUCUGGACUUACUGCUGCAUCAAUUGUUAUCAUGUGUUACCUGAUUUGGAAUAUUUAGAGAAAAAGUAUGGACAAGAAAGUGGGUUGGUUGUGAUUGGUGUCCAUUGUGCAAAAUUCUUUAAUGAAAAGAUCUCCAAAAAUGUAUGUGCUGCUGUCCAGAGAUAUAACAUUCACCACCCUGUUGUGAAUGAUGCUGAUAGUUAUGUGUGGGACCGUGCUGGUAUCAGGUGUUGGCCGACACUACUUGUUUUAGGUCCCAAUAACAAACCCCUAUUUAUAUUCACUGGCGAAGGUCACAGAGAAGAGCUGGUGGAGUAUGUUGGUGUAACAUUGCAACACUUCUCCGCUCGUUUGUCUACCGUGUCACUCCCCAUUUCUCCUUCAACACAUUUGUUGCCAAAAGAAGAGAGUUUGUUACAUUUUCCUGGCAAGGUCGCUCUGAAUCCAUUCUAUCGCGGCCGCACUGACGAACCAUUCCUUGCAGUGUCAGAUACAGGCCACAACCGUGUGCUACUCACUGACUGCUCCGGCGUGGUUUUGCGCAUAAUCGGUGGAAUAAAGCCGGGCUUUAAAGAUGGCAAGAUAAACGAGGCGAAGUUCAAUUCCCCGCAAGGAAUAUGUUGGUUGUCUGGCAACGUGUUGGCGGUGUGCGACACCAACAACCACGCGGUGCGCGCCGUGCACUUGGAUGAGGGAACCGUGUACGUGUUGGCCGGCACUGGAGAACAGUCGCAACACGGAGAUCAGGGUGGUAAAUGCCUCGGCCUUCAAGCUCUGUCGUCGCCGUGGGACGUGCUGCUGUACACGACACCCGACUUGGACAUGUCGGUGCGGCCGACGUACCAACUGCCCACGCCUCCCGGACAAGCCGCUGAUAAGGAUAAAGACAAGGAGAAAGAGGAUGGGAAAGAAAAAGAGAAGAGAGACGAGAAACGUCGCGUGCUGUUGAUAGCGUGCGCUGGUUCGCACCAGAUAUGGGCUUUGUUCCUCGACAGCACUAUUUGGUGGAAAUACAAAUCUUAUUCAGAAGGAACAUGUAUUUGUAUCGCCGGUACGGGCGCAGAAGCUGCUAGGAACAGCUGUUAUCCGAACACAGCUGCGUUUGCGCAGCCGUCGGGGCUGGCACUCAAAACCGGCACAAAUCCAGAACUGUUUAUAGCUGAUUCCGAAAGUUCCUCCAUCAGGCGUAUGUCUCUAGCCACUGGACAAGUCACUACACUCUGUGGCGGCGAUCGGAAUCCUUUGAAUUUAUUCGCGUUCGGUGACGUCGACGACAUCGGUCAAGAAGCGAAAUUCCAACACCCCCUAAGCGUCGCUUAUAACGAACAAAGUAAAACGCUUUACGUGGCCGACACGUACAACCACAAGAUACGGAAAGUUGAAGUCGGGUUACAGAAGGUGACGUCACUUCACCCCACCAUGAUAGAGACCGCGGACCCGGUCCGGUUCAACGAGCCGUCGGGCCUCUCUGUCAGCGCCGAUGGCAAGUACCUCUACAUAGCAGACACGAACAACCACAGCGUGAAGCUACUAAACCUCUCAAGGAGUGUAUGUCAAGAGUUCAAAGUACGCCUGCCCGACCCAAAGUUCUCGGAGCCUGACAACUUGAUAUUGUACAAGAACGACCUGUUCGUUAAUAGAAAGUGCGGCAGUCUCAUUAUAUACUUCAAUGUGAGUUUGGACGUGGACAUACGGAACGUGAAGUUCACCCCGGGCGCGCCGCAGAACUGGCACGUGUGCGUCCGGGACGCGAACAAUAAGGAUGUGACGCGCGAAGAUUUCGAGUUCGCCGGUUGCUCUAGCAAGGGCACAAAGUUACCCGGCCGAGUGGAAAUGAAACUCAAGAGUAAAACUGAAACAACUCACUACCGAUUAUACCUAAGUUUCCAUACAGCAUUGUGUGAAGGUAGUUCGGUAUGCUUUUCACACAACUUCACGAUACGGUCUAAUAUACUUGUCAGGGAUUCGGUGAAAAUGAUCGAGUCGUACAAAAUCACGUGUAAAGUGAACCCGAUAAAUCGCGACAAGGACAAGUCUUCGUCAAAUACUAAUAAUAACAAUAGCAACACCAAUACUAACAAUAACAAUAAUCAGAAUUGAUUGUCAUACUUGAUUGAUUAUGUAUGAACCGUAAGAUGAAAAAAAAAAAAGUCUUUUAAUGAAAUACGUAAGGGCUUCCUUGACUGACAAUUUGUGGAUCUCAGAGACUAUAUAGUUUGCUAUCGGUCUCAUAUUCUAAAUCGGUGCUUAAGCCAGGAAGUUAAAAAAAAUGUGCAGCACUUAUUACAUUAAUUUAUGUUGGUAUUAUAUUUUGAAGUAAAUUAUAUUAUCUAUGAACAUCGCGUAAGACAUUUUAAAAAUGAUUACCAGUUUGGGUUUUUGAGAACAGAAUUUUCUAGAUCUCUUUGAUGGAUGUCGAACAAUAUGAUAAAGAUAUUCUAGCUAUAAUCUCCUUUUAAUUUAAAGACAUCAUGGAUCUAGUUUUAAAUAAUUCUGCUACAAGCAUUAUUAUAGAUGCCACGCUUUAUACUCCAUAACAAUUGAUUAAUUUACCUAACAUUUAAUUUAUACUCAAUAGAAUUCAAUACACUCAAAAGAAUGCAUUGAGUAGCGCACCUAAAUUAGAGGGUAUAUUUAAUUAGAUUCAAUGUUAAUUGGUUAUUAUUUUAAUGAUUAUAGGAAGCUUUAUUACACAGUAAGUGGUUGUUUUAACUAAGCUAACAUACAAAACUUUACAAAUAAUUUUAAGCCCAAUUUUGUUUUUAGUACAACUCUUGCAUUUGCAAUAUGACGUAAUGUUACUUAUAUUCGUUGAUUUAUUAAAAUAUUAUGAAUUA
Manduca sexta (tobacco hornworm) is the source of this 3200-nucleotide messenger RNA. RefSeq names its product NHL repeat-containing protein 2. The coding region runs from base 133 to 2463 and encodes 776 amino acids. The transcript is spliced from 11 exons. Lineage: Eukaryota; Metazoa; Arthropoda; Insecta; Lepidoptera; Sphingidae. The record is from RefSeq and is a predicted model, not a curated record. Gene Ontology annotation, molecular function: protein binding.